AUGGAGUUCCCUGCAACUCCAUCUAAUGCUUCAGAUAGCAAUGAUUAUUCAGGUCUCCCGCCGUUGCAGAUCGAAACAACGCAAGAUAAUAACAAGCGGCGAAGUUCCUCACGUUCUAUAAAACGAAGGCGUUUUGAUGAUGAACUAGUGGAAUACAGCCUAAGUUUGUCGGGUGCUUCCCUCGGUAAAAAUGAAAAGCGAAUGCGUACUCAGUCGUAUACCAGCCAAAUGCCAGAGUUCCCGGUUCAUGGAAGUGCACCAGCAACGCCUGCACCACCGGCACCAGAGCGCCGGCGAGCCUCAAGUAAAAUAUCUGGGAGUGUGGGCCGCAAGCCUCGACGUAGGGGUCAACUGAGUCAGCUAUCAACAAAGGACUUAGGUCGUUGGAAGCCUACCGAUGAUCUUGCUUUGAUAUUGGGUGUACAACAGACAAAUGAUCUCCGUGUAGUCCACCGAGGCAUAAAGUUCUCAUGCAGAUUCACAGUGGGUGAGCUUCAGUCCCGCUGGUAUGCAUUACUUUAUAAUGCUGAGGUGUCCAGAGUUGCUAUAGCUGCGAUGCGCAACCUUCAUCCUGAUCUUAUCGCCGCAGUCCAGCAACAAGCAUUGUAUUCAAAUGCUGAGGAAGAAUUGCUCGGCACUUUACCCAGUAAUUCUCACCCGGCCGCAGAGAAGUUUCAGGAACUGUUGGAACAGAACCCCCAUGUGUUCUAUCCCACCAGAACGUCCAAAUCCCUCAUGAAUCACUGGCAACUAUUGAAACAGUACCAACUACUGCCUGACCAAACUGUGCCGUCCUUACCUAAAGGACAAGACGACAAUAUUAUGACAUUUUCUGAUGCUGAGGAUACAAUGAAUGAUUCAGAAUUGCCAGACUAUAAAGAGGACGGUAUUGACGUUGAAAUGCAGUUGGCUGACAGAGUAGAGAAGAAGGACAUCCGUCUGCUGGAGAAUUCCCUGUCCCGCUGGCAAGUUUUGGUCCAAUCAGUGGCUGGAGGGGGUGUGGAACUGGACAAGAAUACUCUUGCCGUGCUUCGAGGCAGACUCGUGCGGUACCUCAUGCGAUCCAGAGAGAUAGCGGUCGGCCGUAGCACAAGGGAUCACACGAUCGACGUCGACCUAAGCCUUGAGGGUCCAGCCGCGAAGGUCUCGAGGAAGCAGGCAAUAAUCCGCCUCCGAAAUAGCGGCGACUUCUUUAUGUCCUCGGAAGGCAAACGACCGAUUUUCAUUGAUGGACGGCCAGUGCUUCAUGGGAAUAAAGUUAAACUGAAUCACAAUAGUGUUAUUGAGAUAGCGGGACUUCGCUUCGUGUUCCUGAUUAACCAAGAAUUGAUCAGUGCCAUCCGCCAAGAGGCUGUUAAAGUCACCAUACCUGUUUAAUAAAAUACAUAAUAAAGGGUGAUAGAA
Messenger RNA from Pararge aegeria (speckled wood butterfly), 1404 nucleotides. RefSeq names its product microspherule protein 1 (gene Rcd5). Lineage: Eukaryota; Metazoa; Arthropoda; Insecta; Lepidoptera; Nymphalidae. The transcript is spliced from 8 exons. Gene Ontology annotation, biological process: positive regulation of transcription by RNA polymerase II. The record is from RefSeq and is a predicted model, not a curated record. Bases 1 to 1377 code for a protein of 458 amino acids. Gene Ontology annotation, molecular function: protein binding; G-quadruplex RNA binding. Gene Ontology annotation, cellular component: Ino80 complex; NSL complex; MLL1 complex.